CAGUCGGGCCUUCUCUAUCCCACCAAUCGAAGCGGCGCUAACGCGACUCGGGGGCGUAAAUAGAUUCUCUUCCCACCUGUGCCUAUUCUCGCCAGUCUUUUCUUCUUCGGGCCGGCUGCAUGGCCGGCCGCGCUCCCAGCUGUGGCGUCCCCUGCGGCAUCAUAGAGAAUGUGGUCCUCCGUCGGCUCAGUCUACCCCUUCCCAAGUGGGGGUUAGAGCGCCUACGUCAUUCUCUGUCGCCUCGGGCUGGGUGAGGCGUGUCGACACCUGAGGAGGACGCCGCUGGGGUCUGGCAAACCCGGAGGGAAGCGAGAAACGUGUCAGGAUCUGGGUGUACAUUCUGAGCCUCAAAGAGAAGUGGAGGCUGCAUCCUGGACCGAGGGCUUUCGUCCCUUGAGCUGGGAAAAGCCUGCGGGAGGGGAGCCAGGUAUCUUUUCGGGCCUGAGGAGGAAAAGCGGAGUUGGUAACAGCCUGGGGUCACAAGCAUAGCUUGGCGGCAGGCCCGCAAGCAGUCCGCCAGCUCCUCAGCUCCGAGCCGAGGCAUCCACACCCACAGGCUGCACACCAAAAUGGCUGGCUAUGCCACUACUCCUAACCCCGUGCAGACCCUUCAGGAGGAAGCGGUGUGUGCCAUCUGCCUGGAUUACUUCAAGGACCCUGUAUCCAUAGGCUGCGGGCACAACUUCUGCCGCGGCUGUGUGACCCAGCUGUGGGGCAAAGAUGACGAGGAAGACAGGGAAGUGGAGGUAGAUGAAUGGGAGGAGGACGAGGACGACGACGUGGAGGGGGCCAUCGGUGGAUGGGACACCUCCAUUCGAGAGGUUUUGUACCAGGGCAAUGCCGAUGAGGAGUUGUUCCAAGACCAAGAUGAUGAUGAACUCUGGGUUGGUGACGGUGGCGUCAGGGACAACAUGGACUAUGUGUGGGACCAGGAGGAAGAGGAGGAGGAAGACCAGGACUAUUACCUGGGAGGCUUGAGACAUGACCUGAGAAUUGAUGUCUACCCAGAAGAGGAGAUACUGGAAGAAUACGACGAGAACGACCAAGAGCUGCAUCCUGACACCCACCUGCAUCCUCCGGCCCCUCCACGUCAGUUCAUCUGCCCCCAGUGCCGAAAGAGCUUUACCCGUCGCAACUUUCGUCCCAACCUGCAGCUAGCCAACAUGGUCCAGAUAAUUCGACAGAUGUGCCCCACUCCUUAUCGAGGAAGCUGGGGGAAUGAUCAGGGUAUCUGCUCCAAACACCAGGAAGCCCUGAAGCUCUUUUGCGAGGUGGACAAAGAGGCCAUCUGUGUGGUGUGCCGAGAAUCCAGGAGCCACAAACAGCACAGCGUGGUGCCGUUGGAGGAGGUGGUGCAGGAGUAUAAGGAGAAAAAAAUGGAGAAACUUAUGAAGCCUUGCAUUCCAAGUGCUGCCGCAACUUUAAGAGGAAAUUGAGGAAUUCCAGACUUUCUUCAUCUACCUCCUGCAGGCUUAACUCUGGAUUGAUGACUGAAUAUAUCAAACUUCAGGUUUUAAAAACUUCAGCUCAUCCUUCUUCACUUAGUUGAGAAGAAUCUACUGAUAAAAAUGUGCUUUACUUAUGUUUAAAAUAGGCUUUAAAAACUGUGAGUGUGCUGGUUUCACAAGCCUAAUACUUGACCACUAAAGACAGUAUUUUUGAAGCUGUACAAAAUGAACUGAGUUGGAAGAAAAUCUUAAUAUUAUAAGGGUGUACAUUACAGUAGUGUUUUAGAUCUGGGUUUUUGGCAAAACUGAAGAAAACUGUGUUGAAGAUGUAUUAUAGCAAUCACCACCAAGCAUCAACUUCCAUUAGCUGGCCCAUAAUCUACUGGAAAUCUUCACCUUGCUGUCAGUGUAACCUUUGUGAAAAAUAGUAGAUUUGGUCCCAGUUUGCCUUGAUUUUUGAAGAUCUUUUGAGAAUCCUGUUGAAGAGUAUUUUCUGUUACAUACUGAGGUUCCUUGGUUGUCAAAGAACUAUAUUCAUCUGAAUUUGUGGACAGAAUGAUUUUGGAACACCAAUGCAAGACACCACCUCUGAUUUUGGAAUACCACUUUAAGAGAAUCUGUACUUUUAAAAUUUCAAAAAUUAAAACUUUCAGCAGAAUUUAAUGCACUGAAGCCUAAAAUACACUGACUGUGAAAUGUCAGAAGGCAAGCACCAACAAUCCCUGCUUGUUUUGAAAUACCUGAAGCAAAACUUACCAAAAACCCAGCUACACAUAGCAAACUCGUACUAAAAAUGUCUAAUUUGCUUGGCCACUUGAAGGACUAGAUUCAUGUUAUUUCAAGAAAAAAGCAUGAAAUGUCCAGAACUAUUUGGGGUGAUUGUUCUGGACAUUUUUCUUAAAACCUACCUGUUGGUAACUUUUGGAAAGAAUGUUUUCACUGAUAUUUGGUCCUCACUGACAGCACUGCAAGAGGAUUAUGUGGAACUCAAAGACUGAUUGCUUUAACUAGAAACUUCCAGAUAAAUACUCUAGAGAAACUGAGAUGUAAAAUGUCUAAACAGAUUAAAAGAAUUUAUUCCAUUUUCUCUUUACAUCUUAAAAGCUUUCUCGGGGGAGGGGGUAUAUCUAGCUCUGGAGAGAAAACAGUACCAGAGUACUGUUAAAGCAGCCUGUGUUUUGUUACAUCUUCUACACCACCCAGGAAAGAAAAGUUAAGGCUUAACAGUGACAAGGUUAUCACAUCAUCUGAAUAAAUCCUGGCUUCCAAAAUUAC
Messenger RNA from Neogale vison (American mink), 2723 nucleotides. It is a transcript of the gene TRIM52, whose product is annotated as tripartite motif containing 52. The record is from RefSeq and is a predicted model, not a curated record. Gene Ontology annotation, molecular function: zinc ion binding. The transcript is spliced from 2 exons. NCBI's taxonomy places the organism in Eukaryota, Metazoa, Chordata, Mammalia, Carnivora, Mustelidae. Gene Ontology annotation, cellular component: nuclear body. The coding region runs from base 570 to 1436 and encodes 288 amino acids.